Molecule: messenger RNA, 3973 nt
Organism: Exaiptasia diaphana
Lineage: Eukaryota; Metazoa; Cnidaria; Anthozoa; Actiniaria; Aiptasiidae
Exons: 19
Coding region: 8-3085 (1025 amino acids)
Biological process (GO): proteolysis
Molecular function (GO): metalloendopeptidase activity; zinc ion binding
Source: RefSeq, a predicted model, not a curated record
AUUUUAGAUGAUGUACAGUGCCCUAUUGACCAUCAUUGGAAUGAUUGCCAUGGCAAUACGUGCAGAAGAUGGAGAGCUUAACUUGGGCCGUCAUUACUAUGAAGGAGAUAUUCGUCUCACCCAGAAACAGGAAGCUUGGCUAGAGAAAUCUAGCGAUGGUUCACAUGUAAGAGCACUAACCAGCGACCAAGAUCGCCUAUGGCCCAAUGGCGAGGUUCCAUAUGUUAUCGACCCUUCAUUGAGAGAUGAAUCCAAACAGAACAUACAACAAGCUGCACAACACUGGAAUAGCARAACUGAUCACUGUAUUAAAAUUAUACCAAAACAGCCAUCACACCAAAACUAUGUUGAGUUUGUCUAUGAUGGAGGAUGUUCAUCCAAUCUUGGGAUGCUUGGCACCGGGCGGCAAACGAUUUCGGUGGGUGAUGGGUYGACGGUCAUUUGUGGAUUGGGUAACAUUAUACACGAAAUUGCACACGUUAUUGGUUUCUUCCACGAGCACAGCAGACCGGACAGGGACACGUACAUUCGAGUGACGUGGGACAGUAUUAAACCAGGGUACGAAAAAAACUUCUACAAAAUGCCACCGGCAACCAUYAAUUCUCAUGGUGUAGGGUAYGAUUACGGCUCUGUGACGCACUACGGAGAAAAAUUCUUCACCAAAACCGGCGAACCGACCAUCGUUCCUCUACAACCUGUUCCCACAGACGUCACGAUCGGACAACGCRUUGGCCUGAGUAAUAUGGAUAUACAGCAAGCGAAAUUAUUGUAUGGUUGCCCUGCUUCAGUUACCAAAAGUACAGUAGAGGUGCCACUGACAGACAAGGGAGAAGAGAGAAAAAUGGCGAUACGGCGAYACAGCAAGUCUGACGACAAAUCACGCGCUAAAACACAUGCAAGUAAAGUGCGGGAUAGUAAUAUKGAAGGAGAGCAAGAUGAAGCUUCUACAAGAAACGACCAGUCUUCAACUAAGAGUAAAUCCAAGGGAAUUGAAGAUAAAACCGCUAAGAAAAGGAGAAAAGCUAUUGGACAAGAAGAUAAAGUGGUGGUUAGCGAGCAAAACAACAAAUCAUUUGAAUUAAAUGGAGAGCUCAACCUUGGCCACCAUUAUUUUGAAGGCGACGUUCUUCUUACUCCAAAUCAAAGUGAAAUGUUGAAAAAGGCACGAAUGAAAGAUGGGCUGCAUUCUAGAGGAUUGACAAAUGACAUCUCAAAGCUAUGGCCAAAUGGAGUUGUACCAUAUGUCUUUGGACUUGGCCUUAGACCUAGAAUCAAAGGUAUUAUUCUUUCUGCUAUUAAAGAGUGGAACACCAAGACAAAAUGUAUAAACAUAAGACCCAAGUCAGCACAAGAUUUCCACUAUAUCGAGUUUGCUUAUCAGGGGGGGUGUUCAUCGUACAUUGGUAUGGUCGGUAAUAGACAAUUCCUCUCCGUGGGAGGUCCAAAAAUUCAAUGCCAAUAUGGAAAUAUAGUUCACGAACUUGGACAUGCAUURGGAUUCUAUCAUGAGCAAAGCAGACCAGACAGAGAUCAACAUGUAAAAAUCAUAUGGGAUAACAUUAAAGACGGAUAUAAAGUUAACUUCGAAGGAGAGACCACAUCAACUAUCGAUUCUCGUGGAAUCAAAUACGAUUUCGACUCAAUCAUGCACUAUGGAGAUAAGUUUUUCUCAAAGAAGCCUUGGUUAAAAACUAUUGAAACCAAGCCUAAACCAGGGAAACCUAUUGGUCAGCGGAGAGGUCUUAGUGAUCUAGAUAUCAAGCAAGCUAAUUUGCUUUAUAACAAAUGCAAUGGUGUCCGUAAAAACACAGUGACCAUUCCACCAGACAUUGUUAUUGCAACUAAAGCUGCAUCAACAAUAAGCACACCAGCCAGGAAAUCACGAAUUCUCAAUUUGGCGGUUAAAAAGUUUGUCAAAAACGUUAGCAGCAAAUCUGGACAAGGAAAAAUAAUCUCUGGCACCAUAUCGAAGCAUAGCGAAAUAUUCGAUACGGAGUCCGAUCCAAUGAUCGAUGCAGAUGAUACGGGAGUUGCGACAAUGGAUCCUAAAAAAUCAAAUGCUUUAAGUUCUAAGGAAAAGAAGCUAUUUCAACAAAUUACUAAUAACAAAGCGGCAGAUAUUGAACAGAUAAGCGGCGAGGAAAACAUAGGAAAGCACUACUUUGAAGGAGACAUGAUGCUAUCCAACGAACAGAAGCAAUGGUUUGACAGUGCGAUGGUUGGAAGUAAUCCUGCAAAGAAAAGAGCAUUGAUUAAGAAUCCAACGUAUUUAUGGAAGUCACAUACAGUGCCGUACGUCUUCCAUAAAAGCGUAGAUAAGAUUGGAGUUAGAUUUGCAAAACUAGCGAUGAAGCAUUGGAAAUACCACACUUGCCUACGUUUUCCUAAGAGAAAGAAUGAGAAAGAUUACAUCAUGUUUGUAUUCGAAGGGGGUUGUUCUUCUCGUGUUGGCCGAGUUGGGGGUAUGCAAAAAAUCAACAUUGGUGCUGUAAAUAGGUACUGCAAAAGGGGCAACGUUAUUCACGAGAUUGGCCACGCCCUUGGAUUCUUCCACGAACAAAGCAGAACAGACAGAGACCAAUAUGUUASAAUUAUUAAAAAGAAUGUCAUUGGAUGGUAUCGCAACAACUUCCUCAAAUUUGACGAGAGCUUCGUGGAUGARCGAGGUGUUCCAUAUGACUACAACUCAGUCAUGCACUACGGUCGAUCCUUCUUUUCUAGAAACCAUUUUUUCUACCCAACUAUUGUCCCUCUCUUUAAAACAAUUCAUGACAGACCGGUKAAGAUAGGUCAACGAUAUGGGCUGAGCGAUAUGGACAUACUACAGGCAAAUUUACUUUAUAAUUGCAAAGGUGAGAAACGCUUGACAGAAGAAAAGAGCAACAAGCUUUACGAGAAAACACAGGGAGUCAUUGAAAUAGAAAAGGACAACCAAGCUCUAGGGUCAUGCCAAGACAGAUACGAUGAUAAGGCAUGCUUAAAGAUCAAGUCGUUUGGUUAUUGUGAAAGAUUCCCACGUACACUGAGACACGCCUGCGGUCAAACUUGUCAACUUUGUGGUACCACUCCACCAAAUACUUUAUAACCAAAAGAAUAGUGUUGGGAUAGCAAUUCAACUACUCUACCUGAAAAACACCCAAUCAAGGGAGUGAUAAUACAAAAUAAACCCAACUUAUUAUCCAGCCAGGUUUGGAGUUCAUAGUGAUUAGCGAUAGUGUAAGGAACAAGAGACAGCAACACCAGUAACAGCACUUCUUCUCCAACCAUUGUAUAACAAUAUUACAAAGUUAUUCCAUUAAAGAAUGAGGACUUUUAUAUAGGACGCACAGAUAUGAGUCAAUUACAAUCAAAUCCUAGCAGUUUGCAAUCAUUUUUGUCCGCAGUGAUAAAGAAAUGUAUCUUAAAUUUAAUAAUUCUGCUCGUUACGUUGUAUUUACAUAACUGUCACAAGGUUAUAUUAGGACUGAAAUAACGAUUGAUGCGACUAUUGCCCGUUCCGGAAUUCAAAAAGGGACUGGUGACUAGUCACAAACUCGAUACUGUUUGAAGAAAUCAAAAAAACAGACACCAGGACAAGAAAUACAAACAUUAGUAUAGCUGCUGAGUUUGAGUGUAUUCGGAUUAAUAAUUACAGAGUUUCAAGCAUUUAAAACUCGAAAAAAUUACAAAGAAUGAAAAAAUCCCUACUCGGUGAAUAUUUAACCAAAUAUGCUCAAAAUUGACAAGAACACUUAUUUUAGUGUGGUCUUUCAUGUGGUGAGGUUCAGUUUUCGAUGAAUGUAAUAUUUUCACACUCGUUCCCAGUCUCUUUUUGAAUACUUAACAUAAAUGUGAUAUUUAUAACAGUUACACUACCGCGGUAUAUCAAUUACUUAAUCAAUCGUUAAUGGUUCAUACAAGUAUUUCACGCAUGGAGUGUCAAUACAGUAUUUUAGAUAAUAUAUAAAUCUAAAUAAAACUUGAAUAAAAUGAU